Penicillium brasilianum is the source of this 1673-nucleotide messenger RNA. Lineage: Eukaryota; Fungi; Ascomycota; Eurotiomycetes; Eurotiales; Aspergillaceae. The record is from the annotation of a GenBank genome assembly.
CUCGAUUUGCGAUGUAUUUUCCAAUUCGCGUAGCGCUGCCUUCGCUUUUUGCUUCGGUCGCCUAUGCGGCCAUUGCACCGAAGCCUGUCCCCCCUCCUUCGACAGCUGCUUCAACUGCGACUUCUGGCCAGUCAACCUUUCAGCAGUUGAUUGACCACAAGAAUCCUAGCUUGGGCACAUUUUCUCAACGUUACUGGUGGAACUCGGGGUGGUGGGAGGGUGCGGGCUCACCAGUGGUCCUAUUCACACCUGGAGAAGAGGCGGCCGAUCAGUAUACGGGAUAUCUGACCAACAAGACCAUCACCGGUCUGUUCGCACAGGAAGUCAAGGGUGCAGUGGUCAUGCUUGAGCACCGUUACUGGGGAGACUCAUCCCCUUAUCUGGAGCUGACUACUGAAAACCUGCAACAACUGACCUUGGAGAAUUCAAUUGCCGACCUCACCUACUUCGCAAAGAAUGUCGAGCUUCCCUUUGAUACAAACAGCAGCAGCAAUGCUCAAAAUGCACCAUGGGUCUUCAGUGGAGGAUCUUACAGUGGUGCCCUCGCAGCUUGGACCGAGUCUACAUCGCCUGGAACAUUCUGGGCGUAUCAUGCGUCCAGCGCCCCGGUCGAGGCUAUCUCCGAUUAUUGGCAAUACUUCACUCCUGUUCAAGAAGGAAUGCCCGCAAACUGCAGCAAGGACGUCAGCAGAGUUGUGAAUUACAUUGACAAAAUCAACAAGUCUGGAUCAGAGAAGCAGGUUCAGGAACUGAAAGACUUAUUUGGGCUUGGUGAUAUCGAGCAUUUCGAUGACUUUGCUAGUGCCCUCGAAAAUGGACCGUGGCUAUGGCAGUCCAAUAGUUUCUACACAGGCUACUCCGGAUUCUUUCAGUUCUGCGAUUAUGUUGAGAAUGUUGAGAACGGCACGAGCAAAAUUCCCGGAUCAGAUGGCGUCGGCCUUCACAAGGCGCUCCAAGGUUAUGCGAAAUGGUUCAAGGAUAUUUACUUUCCUGGAUCGUGCGCGAACUAUGGUUACUGGACUGAUCCAUCGACUACUGCAUGCUUUGACACAUACAACGCGUCCAGCCCUAUUUUCACGGAUAUUUCCGUGAACAAUACCAUCGACCGACAGUGGCAGUGGUUCCUUUGCAAUGAACCUCUUUUCUACUGGCAAGACGGCGCACCAUCUGGUGUUCCAAGUAUCGUGUCUCGCACCGUCAAUGCGGAAUACUGGCAGCGACAAUGUUCUCUAUACUUCCCCGAAGUGAAUGGCUAUACCUUUGGAAGCGCAAAGGGUAAAUCCGAAAACGAGGUUAACUCGUGGACUAAGGGUUGGGAACUGACCGACACGACACGACUGAUUUGGGCCAAUGGUCAAUAUGAUCCGUGGAGAUCUGCCAGUGUUUCCUCCUCUUUCCGACCUGGAGGGCCACUUGAAUCGCGGGAAUCCGCCCCGUUGAAUGUUAUCCCAGGAGGUUUCCACUGUUCGGAUCUGAUUUUGAAGAAUGGAGCUGCGAAUGAGGGUGUCCAGAAGAUCAUUGAUGCGGAAGUGGCACAGAUCAAAACUUGGGUCGAGGAAUACUAUAAGAAAUAAGAGGAGAGAGGAGAGAGGAGAACGCGAGCUAAGCAACUGAACUAUUCGUUGUAACGAAGCAACCCAUCAGGCUGAAACAUGAUAGCUAGGAAGACAAAG